This is a messenger RNA of Penicillium egyptiacum, 795 nucleotides long. Lineage: Eukaryota; Fungi; Ascomycota; Eurotiomycetes; Eurotiales; Aspergillaceae. The record is from the annotation of a GenBank genome assembly.
AUGGAUAUACAACAUGCAAGGCGACGAUUCACCAAGCUUACCUCCAUCUUUUGUGAGCCUCAUCUAGUGCCACAUAAAACACCCCCGGCACAAUACUCCGAGGAUCAAAGGUUAAGAAGAGACCUACUCUACCGACUUAAGAAUAGCCGCUGGAAACGUUGCCAUUAUUACUGCCAGUGCUACCAGAAGCUGUACCCACCUCCAAAAUGGCACUUUCGCCUUAGCUGGCCACUUUCUCGAGGCCCAUGCUUUUAUGCUGGUGAGGUCGAUAUUUGCCCUUGCUUCAGCAUUAAAUUUCCGGAUUUACGUCACUUGAUUGAUAUGGUAAAAUCACAGAAGGACGGGCUACCAAGUCGCCAAGAACAUCACCACUAUGUGUUCCACAAUCUGAGAUUGACCCGCAUCCGUGAGUACUUGGAUCAUUAUUGUGCGUUCACUCAACAUCCUCUUGUCAAAAUUCACAUCACGACGACAUUUUGGAUCGAUAAGUCUAACCAGUCUUUACGGGUGAUUACUUGCUAUUCAAUACGUGGAUCACAAGACAUUUUGUCGCAGAGCCUUGCAAAUCCGAAAGCUCUGGCACACAUGCGCAUAGCGAACUGGCUCAGAAAGCUUUUUGAUGAGGCUGGCUCGGCCUUUGCCGGUUGGCACAAAAAUAGCUACUUUCUGGUAUCAUCAAACCGUCCUGGAAUGCCCAAAGGUCACGAGCCAUCUCUCCUGGAAAUACUCACCACGCGGAACCUAGGAGAUGGUCAAUGGCCCAACAAACAGUGGAAGGCCAAUGUUCAUUCCUAG